Molecule: messenger RNA, 777 nt
Organism: Condylostylus longicornis
Lineage: Eukaryota; Metazoa; Arthropoda; Insecta; Diptera; Dolichopodidae
Gene: gdl
Product: gonadal protein gdl
Exons: 4
Coding region: 115-648 (177 amino acids)
Source: RefSeq, a predicted model, not a curated record
AAUAACAAUUAAUUUUUGCAUUUAGCAUGUAAUAUUUAUAUUUUUCUUAAUUCUUAAAUUCUUGUUGCAAAAGAAAAUAAUAAAUAUAAUCACUUCACUAAUACAAAUUUUACAAUGGAGGAAGAUGAAGAUUUAUCACCAGAAUUUCUUCAAAAGAAGUUGUAUUUUUUUUUGGACCAUCUUAAAUCAAUGCAUUCAGCUUUACCAGAAAUAUAUCAGAUGAGAAUAUCUUAUGAGCUUCUUACUGUACUUGCGAAUUCUUUAAUGAAUGAUACAUUAUUUAAAAUUGUUAAAAGUUUAAUGGAAAUACAACAUGUAACAGAAAAACAUUUGAAACAACUGCGUGAACAAGUUGAAAACGAAAAUCAGUUGGAAAUUGAACAAUGGAAAGAAAAAAUUUCAGAUACAGAAGAGCUAGAACAUAUAAUUACUUUACUUAAAAUAAAACAUGAAAAAAAAUUAAAAGAAACUGAUAUAAAAUUGAUUCAACAUCUUGAUCAGAAAGUUCGAGAUCAACAAUCAACAUUGGAAAAAGCCGGAGUUCCAGGUUUUUUUGUGACUGAAAAUGCAAAAGACAUAAAAAUUCAGAUGCAUCUCUUAGAUUUUAUAUUAAGAUUAAGUCAAUUGAAAUACAAUCCAAAUAAAUAAUUAGGUACCUACAAUAAUAAAUCCAAUAUAAUGUAAUCUGCAGUAAAUGUUAUAAACUUAAAAGUUAGUAUAAGUUAUUUACAUUUAUAUAAUAAGAAUAACAAGAUAGAUAAUACCUAUGUAUGUAUG